AUGAGGGCCAUAUCUUUAGUACAAAAGUUAGAAUUUGAAUUUUCUGGCAAUAUUGCCAGAAAUGCUGUGACACUAGGGGACUUAGAUAAUGAUGGAUGCAAUGAGCUUGUUAUAGGAAAUGAUGAAGGAGUGAUUGCCAUAUUUAAGGGUAAAGAAAAAAUCCAAACCAUAACAGGCCUUACUUUUGUAGCCUGUGUAGAAAUAGGUGAUAUAAGAAAUGAAGGUAAAAACAGCCUUGUAAUUGUAACAGCAGACGGUUGGUGUCACAUUUAUGAGGUUCAUAGUCAAGAAGAGGAAUCUACUUCAGAUGAAGCUGAAAUAAACGAAAGUGUAGAUGAAGUUGAUGGCCAGGGUCCAUCUUCUGCAGCUGCUACAACUGAAACGCAAAGCAGCAGUGAAUCAACUCUUGAUAGUGAUUUGAAAAAUACAAAAGUACUGAAAACCCCACUAGUUUGUGUUCAUAUACAGCGAAUACCUGCUAAUAUUAAAAAUUUAUUAUUAGGAGAUGUAGACAGUGAUGGACAAAUUGAAGUGGUUGUGGGUCUUACAGACAGGGUUAUCAGAUCCUAUCGGUUUGUUAAAAAUCCUUGUAAGACUACUAAUGAUUUUUUCAAGGAAAAUGCUAAACCCGAAGAAAAAUUUUUAGGUAAAUUAGUUGCCAUAAAUAAAUGGGAAUGUGCCAAUCAAAUAGGAUCAAUUACUUUGCACCAUUCCUACAAUGGAAGGCCAUCUAUUUUAGUAGGCCAGCCUGGUGGUACUUUUAUGAGGAUACGGUGCCAAAUGGAUGAAGGAGAAGAAGAACUUAAUAGGAGCGAUGGUUCAAAUAAUGGAAAUCUGCCAGGCUCCAUCGACUAUCAAUUCCUAGGAAUCUCGAGAAUGCGUAAUCCAAAUAUUUCUACUGAAAUUCUAGGCGAUUUGAAAAGCUAUGCUAGUGCUGAGAGUGUAGGGAAAAUUGGAGAGAGCACCAAUAUUAGUCCACCUUAUGCUUUGGCAACACUAGAUGGCACCAUUAUGCUAGUCCAGGACGAAGUUAUUUUGUGGGCUAUAGCUGUUGAUCAUCAAGUUUUCGCCCUAACCAAGCUAGAUGUCACUCGUAAUGGCUCAGAUGAUAUUGUGGUAUGUUCCUGGGAUGGUCAAACGUAUAUUUUGGACCAAAGCAAAAAUUCAGUAAGGUUUCAUUUAGAGGAACCUGUGAGAGCUUUCCAGAGCGGUUGGUACUAUUUGAACCCUGACCAACCAUCUGUGACAGCAUUGGUUUAUGUUACUUUCAAAAACACUAUUAUCAUCUAUUACGAUAUACCACUUAAAAAUUUAAUUUGUAAAAAGUUUGAGCCAGACGAAGCUACUUUGAGCCAAUUGUUUGUUGACAAGAGCCGAAAUCCUGAACAAGCCUUGGAAUAUGUGAAAAAUAUGGAUAAAAAAUCCAAGGCUGAAUUGGUUUCUUCUCUUUUAUAUGAUGAUUAA
Ceutorhynchus assimilis (cabbage seed weevil) is the source of this 1464-nucleotide messenger RNA. Lineage: Eukaryota; Metazoa; Arthropoda; Insecta; Coleoptera; Curculionidae. The record is from the annotation of a GenBank genome assembly.